AUGGAUCACUCAACGUUGAAAUUUGUAAGCUUCUUCUGUGUGUUGUACAUGGUAAAAAGCGUUGAAAGUUACGCCAGAAUUCAAGCAUGUGAUUCUGGGCGGGAAAGUUGCGAUUUAAAGGUUAGUGAAACUACCCACGCCUGUGAAUGUUCGUCUCCAUUCUGGGACCAAGUACCGGCACGUAUUACAGACUACGACGUAUUUAACGGGACUGUAACUGUCGAUCCCUGGAACUAUGUGCAACGUAUGGGUCUGUAUAAAAUAUUGUUGAAAUCCACCGAAAAAUACAUGCGCGACUUCGGGCCUCGUAAUUUAGGCAACAUUCUUUGGGGCCUUCCACUCCAAUUUGGAUGGCAGUUCUCAACACAUCGUCUGAACGAUCCAUUCAAUUUACAAAGUGAUCAAGAAGACAAGUUCUACGUAUCGCAUAACAGCUUUUGGGCCAGUAUGAACUACUACCUGUCAGUUAUUCCAUUCCUUUGCGCCGUUGAAGCAGGUGUCAUUGACCUCGAGGGACUGCAACUUAAAUUGUUAAAACCAAGUGGGCGCGCUGAUCAAUACUGCAAUAGUAUUGCUUCUUGCCGUGAAUUAAUUCCACAAGCGUUUCAAAAAUGGAUUGAAUUUUACCAACAUAUGAAACACAUUACUUGCCGCAAGGGCCAUUGUACUCCCAUAGGCGCAGCGCAACAAGACUAUUUACUGUACUAUAUGUGGGACGCUCAUAAAGCUUCCUUGGAAUCUGCUUAUGAGAUAUUUGAAGAUCUCCUUUCGGGAUAUCCACUUGCAGAACAGAAGUUUGGACGUGGAUGGACACAUUUUGUCGAGUAUACCGCUUCUCUCCGAUUUGUCACUAACUGUACAUACACAUACUUUUUCGAAGAGCUGUCUCUUCCGAAACGACUCCUCAGAGAUGGAGACCACCCGCCUUUCAUUCGGGAUCUUACAGUUUACGAGAACCAAUCCCUGGCAAUAAUCAAUGUAUUAUUGUUUGUCGAUUCGUAUACAGGUGACGCAUUUCUGUCGCUGUGGGAGAGGACCAUGUGCUCUUACGAAGUACGGAAACAGGCGAUGUUACUGUUGACUACUAUUUUAAAUGACAAGAUGCGGAUCCCCGUCAUGCUGCUGCGACUUAUAGAGAGGAUCAUCUCCACGUGCGUUUUCAUUGAAUAG
Saccoglossus kowalevskii is the source of this 1170-nucleotide messenger RNA. RefSeq names its product protein LEG1 homolog pseudogene. NCBI's taxonomy places the organism in Eukaryota, Metazoa, Hemichordata, Enteropneusta, Harrimaniidae. The record is from RefSeq and is a predicted model, not a curated record.